GGUCCUCGCCACUGCCCAAGCCUACAGACACAGAUAGGCCACUGCACACUCCUCCAGUCCUUUAACAGGCAGAAUAAAACCUAUGUUCUACAUUCAAGUAAAUAUAUCUCCUCUGCAAUGUCUUCAACAAAAACUGGAGUAAGAAAAGGAAACCAGCAUAAAAUUGUUCAAGUCAUUGUCUUCUUUUCUGAAGACUGGAUAUCUAUAAUACACGGGACUUAUUAUAACAGGACGUUGGAUUUCCAGUCUGGUCUGCAAUCAUAAGUCCAAAGGAAGAGGAGGAAAUUCUACUUGGACUCCAACGUUGGAAAUGCGCUCAAGAAGUAAUAGCUUGGAAAGCUCAUCCAAAACUAAAAGGUUGCAUCAACAAGCAAGGUUACACCAUCGAAAUUCUGAAAGGGACGAGUCAUACUUGGGAACAAUUAAAAUGAACAAUCGAAGAGAAAGACUCUUUAUGGAGGAGGCAAGAACUGUUUUGCGAAAUCAUAAAACCAGGACAUCAUCUAAAAAACACGAAGAUCUUUCUCGAGAUGACCUAUUGUUCCUGCUCAGUAUACUUGAAGGUGAAUUAGAGGCCCGUGAUGAAGUAAUAACUGUACUAAAAGCGGAUAAAAUUGAUUUGGCACUUCUGGAAGCACAGUAUGGCUUUGUUAUGCCAAAAAAGGUGCUACAAGCUCUCCAACGGGACACAAUCCAAGCAAAAGCAGACUCACUGCAGGAGGACAUCUAUGAAAAACCAAUGGUCGAGCUCGACAAGCUGGUUGAAAAACAGAAAGAGACCCACAGACGGAUGUUAGAGCAACUCCUUCUGGUAGAAAGAUCUCACAGACAGACUGUAGAGGAAUUGGAGGAUGAGAAAAAGAAGCAUGUGGACUAUAUGGAAAAGAGUGAUGAAUUUACCAAUCUCCUUGAACAAGAACGUGAACGAUUGAAAAAGCUAAUUGAUCAAGAAAAGGCCUACCAAGUGAAAAAGGAUCAAGAAAAUGUCAAAAAAAUUACAAAGCUAAAGGAAGAGCUUACCAAGCUGAAAUCAUUUGCAUUGGUACUGGUAGAUGAACAGCAACGGCUUUCAGAGCAACUUAACCAACAGAAUCAAAAAGUUCAAGCUCUAUCAGUCACUGUGCAGCAAGCUCAGGAGAAAUUAACAGCCUCAGAGGAAAAGACAACAGAAGAAGAAAAUAAAGUGUUUGCUCUUGAAAUUGAGCUGCAAACCCAAUCUAGUCAAUUUUAUCAAGAGCAGGAAACAAUAAUGGCCAAAUUGACCAAUGAGGAAAGUCAGAAUCGACAGCUUCGUCUAAAACUCGCCACACUCAGCCGACAGAUAGAUGAACUGGAGGAGACUAAUAAGUCACUGAAGAAAGCAGAAGAGGAACUGCAGGAUUUAAGGGAAAAAAUAAACAGAGGGGAAUGUGGGAAUUCCAGCUUGAUGGCAGAAGUGGAAGAGCUGCGGAAGCGGGUGUUAGAAAUGGAAGGAAAGGAUGAGGAACUCUUAAAAAUGGAGAAGCAGUGCAAGGAUCUCAAUAGAAAGAUAGAAAAGGAAGAAAGCCACAGCAGGAACCUAAAAACUGAGGUAGAAAAAUUAAAGAAGAGAAUAAUGGAAUUGGAAAAAUUAGAGGAUGCCUUCAGUAAAAGUAAACAAGAAUGUUAUGUGCUUAAAUGUAAUCUAGAAAAAGAGAAGAAUUUAACAAAGAAAUUAGAAAAUGAACUAGAAACCUUAAAAGUUAGAGUCAGGGAGCUUGAAGCAAUUGAAAACAAGCUGGAGAAAACGGAAUUAGCCAUGAAGGAGGACCUAAGCAAGCUUAAAACAUUAACUGUGAUGUUGGUUGAUGAAAGAAAAAACAUGGCUGAGAAGAUGAGACAAACAGAGGAUAAAUUUCAAAAUGCAAAUACCCAACUUCAAAUAGAGGAAAAUAAAGUUACAGUUGUGACAGAGAAACUAAUUGAGGAAAGUAAAAAGGCACUCAAAUCCAAAGCAGAAUUGGAAGAGAAAACAUACAGCUUGACCAAAGAAAGAGAUGAGCUUAAAAAGAAGCUAAAAGUGGAGGAAGAGAGAGGAAAUGAUCUUCAGUCCAAGUCCAACCUCUUGAAGAAAAGACUCCAGUCUCUUGAAGCAAUAGAAAAGGAGUAUCUCAAAAACAAAGGAAAACAAGACUUUGAGAAAUCUCCUAAACAUAUACAACAGGAUAAUAAUAAAGUAAGAGAAUUAACUUGUGAGGUUGAAAGACUUAAGCGCAAAUUGAAAGAUAUGCAGGUUGUAGAAGAUGAUCUAAUGAAGACAGAGGAUGACUUUGACUUACUGGAGCAUAGGUAUUACAAUGAACAACAGGAGGUAAAAUUAUUGUCAGGGGAGCUUGAGGCCGUGAAGAAGGAAUUAGCCAGAUAUAAGCUUGUGGAAAAAGCUGAAUCAAGCAAUGAACAAAAUCUGUUUGACAAACUCAGUGAGGAACAGGCAAAAUCUAGCCAUCUAACAAGAGAAGUGGAAGCCCUCAAAGACAAGAUUCAUGAAUAUAUGGCAACAGAAGACUUACUAUGUCAUUUUAAAGCAGAACAGACAUCACUGCAGAAAAAGCUGACUCAACAGGAAAACCGAAACAAAGAACUAUCAAGAGAAACUGAAAGUCUUACCAAAGAACUGGAGAGAUAUAGACGGUUCAGCAAGAGUCUUAGACCUGGCAUGAAUGGCAGGAGAUUAAGCGAAUUACAGCUGUGCUCGAAAGAGAUCCAAACUGAUGCACUGGAUAGUGAACCACCUGACUAUAAGAGCCUUAUUCCUUUAGAAAAAGCAGUUGUAAAUGGAAAGAUAUGUACAGAGAGUGAAGAAACCGAUUACAGUUCUCAAGGUGAUCAAUCCUUGCAAGUGAACUACAAUUCAUUAACAGUAAAUAGUGUCAAUAAUAAAAAGUCAUGGACACCAUGGAUGAAGAGCAAGGAAACGUGUGCACAAAAUGGCAAAGCUGUAACCAAACAUAAUGGAAAUCUGGUGCAGCCUGGUGAAAUGGUGCUUACUCAGAAACCAGGCCAGCCUCUUCAUAUAAAAGUAAUGCCAGACCAUGGGCACAGCACAGCUACUCUUGAAAUCACUAGCCCUACUUUAGAAAAUUCAUUCUCUUAUACGAGUACAGCAGUCAUCCCCAACUGUGGUGUUCCAAAGCAAAGAAUAACCAUUCUUCAAAAUGCCUCAAUCACACCUGUAAAGUCAAAGCCAUCAGAUGGGUACUCCACUCCAGAACGUGCCCUGACACCCCUUUCGAGGACUACAAAGCUGAAAUCGAGAAUUUCAGAUUCAUGUGGCUCAAUGACUUCAGAAAGGACAAUGUCACCAGUACAAAUUGUUGCAGUAACUGCAAGCUCACCUGAACAAGCUCUGUGCACUGAACCAAUGGAAGUUGCUACAGCUCAUACAAUCUUCAGAGUAUCGCCUGAAAGAAUACAAGGGCGUCAGAUACAAAAGUCAAAUACAAGUCCUAAUGUAAUUACAACUGAAGACAAUAAAAUCCAUAUUCACUUAGGUAAUCCCCACAUUCAAACAGCUAUACCUGUCUCAAGACCAAUGAGCCCAUGCAGUUCAAUCCAGGAGAUCAGGACUCCAGCUAUAACUAAUGGGACACCAAAUAAGUCAACCAGUAAAAUCACCAGCAGUAUUACUAUUACACCAACAACCACUUCUGCCCCACGUCAUGCACAAAUUACAGUUGCUCAGGAGCAUGCAGUUCGGCAUUCAAUUCCAACUCGCAUCCCUAAACCAAGAUCCAGUACAAUAAAGUUGUUUAGGACACCUCAAAGACUUAUCUCGAAAUCUGAGCUACAGUCAGAAACUCAACCUGUAAGAAAACAGGCAACAAGUGUUACGUCUAAUUUCAAUAUGCCAGCUACUUCUGGCAAAAUGUAAAGUUUUUGAUUGCAAACAAAGUAACAAGGUGCUAAAGGAUGCAAAGUCUUUUGUAUUCACUUCGAUGUACAACAGAAGCAAAUUCCUUGAGUUUUCCACUUUGUGCGAAAACAGCUGUGACAUUCUGUCAAAAAAUCUGAAUAACUCAAAUGUAUAAAUGCUAACUCUGGAGAGUCCUACAGUAUACGAAGUUUAUCACGAAGCUGAGAAGAGAAGAAAAGUGAACUAUAUCAUUCUAGUUUUAGGAAAUGACACAAACGAUAUGGGAGAGAUGCUCUUUAGAGGAUCAGUGCGGACCUGAUGGGCAAAAUGGCCUGUUUCCAUACCAAAGGUAUUCUAUGAUUCUAUUAUUGGCAUCUUAUAUUUCAUUCCAAUACAAAUUUAUCUCAAAUGUUUCCAAACAAUUCAAACAAGGAUAGAAUUUAAUGUUGUUCCCUGUACUGAGUUUAUGGCAAGGGGGUGAGACAAUAAUAAGCAAGCAGGGGGUCAGUGCCUUCCCAGCACUACCCUAUUAUGUUGUGGCUAAAUGAAUAACUAAUUCCCACUUAAGGCCCUCAUCCCCCUGCUGUCGUAACAUAUUUCAUUUCAUGCAAGACGUUCAAAAAAGAUUGCUUGUGGGGUCCUGUGGAGGUGGGGGUGCGAGCGGUGGGUCCCCUUUUCAAAAGUACUCAGUGCAAGCAAACCAGCAUGGAAACGGGUGAACAACUGAGAGAAGCCUCUUGUCCUGGUUGCUGAUGCUCCUUCCCCACAAGCCCCAACCCACAAACACAAACUAUCUGGUUGAUUCAGUGAUGUUAGGCCUGACACGGGCAUAGUUCCAGCAGCAGCUACCUUCUCUGCGGUGGCACUGCCAAGAUAUCAAAAAAAGAGCUGGCCACCUCAAACUGUGCAGCAUCUCUCAAGAUGCAGAAUUUCUGCACCUAAGGAGACCUGCCUGACUGUCAGGUAAUUCAUCAGGCCUUUGUGAGAAGAAGGCACAUGGUCUCUCACCACCUUCAUUGCCAGCAAGUGAUAACAUGUCUUCUCCUUUAAAUAUCAAUUUUAAAGCAGGAUUUCCAACAUAAUUUUUUUACAACUGGAAAUACUCAGACAACUCUAUUUAAGCAAAAAACUUAGGGCAAUAUGAAUUUUCUAAAAAAUGAAUAGAGAUUUUUAAAAAUGCACUUAAUAGGACAAAUAAGACGCUAAUACACAUUUGGACCAGUGAAGUUGUUUUGCCAAGGAACAGGAAAGUUUUAAAUUAAGAUUCUAAAGUGACCUCAAUGUGGAUAAUGAAAAAUUGUCUAUGGUUCAAUUCAUCAAUUCACAACAAUGGUUCU
Messenger RNA from Stegostoma tigrinum, 5208 nucleotides. RefSeq names its product filamin A interacting protein 1-like (gene filip1l). Lineage: Eukaryota; Metazoa; Chordata; Chondrichthyes; Orectolobiformes; Stegostomatidae. Bases 311 to 3889 code for a protein of 1192 amino acids. The transcript has 6 exons. The record is from RefSeq and is a predicted model, not a curated record.